Molecule: messenger RNA, 1148 nt
Organism: Pseudoliparis swirei
Lineage: Eukaryota; Metazoa; Chordata; Actinopteri; Perciformes; Liparidae
Product: mediator of RNA polymerase II transcription subunit 12-like
Exons: 5
Coding region: 55-795 (246 amino acids)
Cellular component (GO): mediator complex
Molecular function (GO): beta-catenin binding
Source: RefSeq, a predicted model, not a curated record
UUGCCUCUGUUUGUACAGAACAUAUCCCAGGGCUAUACCACAUACGGAUCACACAUGGGGAUGCAGCAGCACCCGUCCCAAGGUGGUGGUGGAGUUCCGUCCUCCUACGGGAACCAAAACUUCCAGGGCACCCAUCCUGGAGCCAACCCGGCUGUGGUGGAUCCUCUGAGGCAAAUGCAACAAAGGCCCAGUGGUUACGUUCACCAGCAGGCUCCAGGCUACGCACACAAUAUGCAGAACUCACAGAGGUUUGCCAACCAACCACUUCAGCAGAAUCCCAUCUUGCACGGUCUCAGUCACAUGGGAGGCCAGGGCGUCCAUCCAGGCUUGAGGCCGAAUCCGACGCUGACAGAACAGCAGCAGCAGCAACAGCAGCAGCAACAGGCAGCGCAGCAACAGCAGCAGUACCUCAGACAACACGCACUCAGACAGCAGCAGGCACAACAAGUUCAACAACAACAGCAGCAACAACAACAACAGCAACAACAACAGCAGCAGCAGCAGCAACAACAGCAGGUACAGCCCCAGCAGGUUCCUCCUCAACAGCAAGUUCAACAGCAACAACAACAACAACAACAACAGCAGCAGCAGCAGCAGGUGUCAACGGUGCCGCCACCAGGCCAGCAGCAGAACCCGGGUCUGGGCAUGCAGCCACUGCCCCCCCAGCAACCUAUGUUCCCACGACAAGGAAUGCAGCAAACUCAACAGCAGCAGCAGACUGCAGCUCUGGUCCGACAGCUGCAACAACAACUUUCAAAUACACAACCAGGACAGGGCACCAAUUCAUAUUACUGAUGGUGCUUGUUCAUCGUGUGAAGACUAGGCUCAGCUCUGUAGAUUGACAGAUAAAUGUGUCCAGUCCCGUGGCGGCUGUCAGGAGGGGCGACUGUUCAAGGCACAACGGACCACCAAACCGAUGAACCAAAUCCCAUCUCGACCAGUGAGAAAAUAUCUUGACUUCAGUUGUGUAAUUAUGGAUGAUCAAAGGAGGGAUCCUGCUCAGAAGUUAACAGAUAAUGGUUAAUAAUGGGAAAGUCUAUGUAAAAAAAGUACCAGAAAUUAUAAGAAUAAUGCAAUUUUUUAUUUUAUUUCAAUUUGUACAAUUUUUUCAGUUUCGUGUAUUUCUCAUUAAAAAAAUCAUGUCAGUU